Messenger RNA from Phalacrocorax carbo (great cormorant), 6437 nucleotides. The record is from RefSeq and is a predicted model, not a curated record. Lineage: Eukaryota; Metazoa; Chordata; Aves; Suliformes; Phalacrocoracidae.
GCCCCGCCCCUCCCCGCGCGCAACCUGAGCGCGGGAGCGGCGCCAGGGCCCCGCCUUGGCUGGGCUCGGCUCUGCUCGGCUCGGCUCGGCUCCGCUCGGCUGGGCUGGGCUGCGCUGCGCUGCCGGGGCGGGCGGUGCUGCGGCUCCCGCCGAGGUGCGGGCGGUGCGCGGUGUCCCCGGCGCCGCCAAUGAAGGCAGCCGCGGGCGGCGGGGCCGCGGCCGGGUGAGGCGGCGGGCGGCGCGGAGCGGUGCGGUGCGGGCGUCCCGGCGGAGCCCGCGCCCUCCCGCAAGAUGUCAUCGCAGGGCAAGUUCAAGAAGGACAAAGAGAUCAUCGCCGACUACGAGGCGCAGGUCAAAGAAAUCCGAACUCAGCUGGUCGAGCAGUUCAAAUGCCUGGAGCAACAGUCGGAGUCGCGCCUGCAGCUGCUGCAGGACCUGCAGGAGUUCUUCCGCAGGAAGGCAGAGAUCGAGCUGGAGUACUCCAGGAGCCUGGAGAAACUGGCUGAACGAUUCUCCUCCAAGAUACGCAGCUCCAGAGAGCACCAGUUCAAGAAGGAUCAGCACCUGCUUUCCCCUGUGAACUGCUGGUACCUGGUUCUGACGCAGACCCGGCGAGAGAGCAAAGAUCACGCCACCCUGAAUGACAUCUUCAUGAACAAUGUCAUCGUCCGUCUGUCGCAGAUCAGUGAGGAUGUCAUCAGGCUUUUUAAAAAGAGUAAGGAGAUUGGCAUACAGAUGCACGAGGAACUCCAGAAAGUCACCAACGAGCUUUACACGGUGAUGAAGACCUACCACAUGUAUCAUGCAGAAAGCAUCAGUGCUGAGAGCAAGCUGAAGGAGGCGGAGAAGCAGGAGGAAAAGCAGUUCAACAGGUCGGGGGACAUCAGCGUGAACCUGCUGCGGCACGAGGACAGGCCCCAGCGGCGGAGCUCUGUCAAGAAGAUUGAGAAGAUGAAGGAGAAGAGACAAGCCAAAUAUUCUGAAAACAAGCUGAAGUGUACUAAAGCCAGGAACGACUACCUGCUGAACCUGGCAGCCACCAACGCAGCUGUCAGUAAAUACUACAUCCACGACGUCUCUGACCUCAUUGAUUGCUGUGAUCUGGGAUUCCACGCCAGCCUCGCUCGGACGUUCAGGACAUACCUGUCUGCCGAGUACAACCUGGAAACCUCCCGCCACGAGGGCCUGGACAUCAUUGAGAAUGCUGUGGACAACCUGGAUGCGCGGAGUGACAAGCAUACCAUCAUGGACAUGUGCAACCAGGUCUUCUGCCCUCCGCUGAAGUUCGAGUUCCAGCCUCACAUGGGGGAUGAGGUGUGUCAGGUCAGCGCCCAGCAGCCUGUGCAGACCGAGUUGCUGAUGCGGUACCACCAGCUGCAGUCGCGACUAGCCACACUCAAGAUAGAGAACGAAGAGGUACGAAAAACUCUGGAUGCCACAAUGCAGACUUUGCAGGACAUGCUGACGGUGGAAGAUUUUGAUGUUUCAGAUGCCUUCCAGCAUAGUCGCUCCACUGAGUCGGUCAAAUCAGCUGCAUCGGAGACCUACAUGAGCAAAAUAAACAUCGCCAAGAGGAGAGCCAACCAGCAGGAAACCGAAAUGUUCUAUUUUACAAAGUUUAAAGAGUAUUUGAAUGGCAGUAACCUUAUCACGAAGCUCCAGGCUAAACAUGACUUGCUGAAGCAGACUCUUGGAGAAGGUGAAAGAGCCGAAUGCGGAACAACCAGGCCCCCAUGUCUUCCCCCUAAGCCACAGAAAAUGAGGAGACCUAGGCCUCUUUCAGUCUAUAAUCAUAAACUCUUUAACGGCAAUAUGGAAACGUUCAUUAAGGAUUCAGGACAGGCUAUUCCGCUGGUAGUAGAAAGCUGCAUUCGUUACAUCAAUUUGUACGGCCUUCAGCAACAGGGCAUUUUCAGAGUUCCUGGCUCGCAGGUGGAAGUCAACGACAUCAAGAAUUCGUUUGAGAGAGGUGAAGAUCCCCUCGCUGAUGAUCAAAAUGAACGUGACAUUAAUUCAGUGGCUGGAGUCUUGAAGCUGUAUUUCCGAGGACUGGAAAACCCCCUCUUUCCUAAGGAAAGGUUUCAAGAUUUGAUAUCUACUAUAAAAAUCGAGAACCCCACCGAAAGAGUGCACCAGAUCCAGCAAAUCAUCGUGACUCUGCCCCGGGCUGUCAUCGUUGUCAUGAGAUAUCUUUUUGCUUUCCUUAAUCACUUGUCACAGUACAGCGAUGAGAACAUGAUGGAUCCCUACAACCUGGCCAUCUGCUUCGGGCCCACUCUGAUGCACAUUCCAGAUGGGCAGGAUCCGGUGUCCUGCCAAGCCCAUGUCAAUGACGUCAUCAAAACCAUCAUCAUUAACCACGAGGGCAUCUUCCCCAGCCACAGAGAGCUGGAAGGACCUGUCUACGAGAAGUGCAUGACCGGAGGGGAGGAGUACUGUGACAGCCCGCACAGCGAGCCAGGCACCAUCGAUGAGGUUGACCACGACAAUGGCACGGAGCCACACACCAGCGAUGACGAAGUGGAGCAGAUUGAAGCUAUAGCAAAGUUCGACUACAUUGGACGAUCUCCACGAGAGCUCUCCUUUAAGAAAGGGGCCUCGCUCCUCCUGUACCAUCGGGCAUCAGAAGACUGGUGGGAAGGGAGACAUAAUGGUGUGGAUGGCCUCAUACCCCACCAGUACAUUGUGGUGCAAGACAUGGACGAUGCGUUCUCCGACAGCCUGAGCCAGAAGGCGGACAGCGAGGCGAGCAGCGGGCCGCUGCUGGAUGAUAAAGCCUCCUCCAAGAAUGACAUCCAGUCUCCGACGGAUCAUAUUGUGGACUAUGGCUUUGGGGGAGUAAUGGGCCGAGUGAGAUUGAGGUCUGACGGUGCAGCUAUCCCUCGCCGUCGAAGCGGGGGGGACACCCACAGCCCGCCCCGAGGGAUGGGUCCUGGCAUAGACACUCCUCCUCGAGCAGCGGCCUGCCCUAGCAGCCCCCACAAAAUACCUCUUAACAGGGGCAGGAUUGAGAGUCCCGAAAAGCGCAGAAUGGCGACAUUCGGCAGUGCAGGCAGCAUCAAUUUCCCAGACAGGAAGGCCUUGUCUGAUGGCCACCCGCUGAGAUCGACCUGUGGAUCGACUAGACACAGUAGUCUCGGAGAUCAGAAAUCUCUAGAAGCAGAAGCGCUUGCUGAGGACAUCGAGAAGACCAUGAGCACGGCGCUGAACGAGCUGCGGGAGCUGGAGAGGCAGAACACGGCCAAGCAGGCCCCCGACGUGGUCCUGGACACUCUGGAGCCCAUGAAGAACCCCCCAAUGGGCGCCGCCAACUCGGAGCCCGCCAGCCCCCUCCACACCAUCCUGAUCCGGGACCCCGACGCUGCCAUGCGGCGCAGCAGCAGCUCCACCACAGAGAUGAUGACCACCUUCAAGCCGGCCCUGUCAGCCCGGCUGGCCGGGGCUCAGCUGCGGCCCCCGCCGAUGCGGCCGGUGCGGCCGGUGGUGCAGCACCGCUCCAGCAGCAGCAGCAGCUCGGGGGUGGGCAGCCCCGCCGUCACCCCCACCGAGAAGCUCUUCCCCAGCAGCUCGGCGGAUAAAUCGGGCACCAUGUAGGCUGGGGCGCGGGGAACGCGGCGGAGAGAGCCAGCGCCUGGAUGGUGGGAGCGGGGCCGGCAGCUCGGCAAAGCCUCGCUCGGCCAGGUGGGAAGUCAAAACCGUGCUCAAAAGGAACCUUUCCAAAAGGGGAACGAGUGUGUAGCCUAGCUGUGAUGGUUGAUUGUACAUACGUGUGUGUGUGUGUAUGUACACAUGUGCACACACCCCAUCCAUGCAGACACACUUCCCAAGCUUGCAGUCCUACGGCAGGAGGAGACGGCAGGUCUACGUGUUAGCACUGGAGAAUACAUGCUAUAUGUAGAAGUAUAUAUUAAAAAAAAAAAAAAGUGUACAGAAUUUGGUGACUUUUUUAAAAAAGUAGAUUUACCUCACAAACUGGCUCUGAAAUGUCCUCUCUAGAGAAGUUGGGUUGAUUUGGGGUUUUUUUCCAGGCUAUUUGUGUGCGUGUGUGUGUGUGGAGGUAUGUAGCAGCUGUGCAUCGAGCAAUACAAGGCCAAUCCUGGAAUUUAUUUUCUGCACCUCUUGGCAUUUAAAAAAAGAAGGGGGGAAAGACACAGUGGGUUUCGUUCUCUGCCGGCCUAUGGAGAAGAGCUGGAAGUUCAUAAAUGACUGUGUCAGGCCGGCUGGAGUGUCUUCUCAAGCUGACUCCUGAGCCGCCCGCGUGUGUGCCGUGACGCCCCGGCGAGCAGCGCCGGCCGGAGCGGGGACGGAAGCGAGGCGUGCUGCUCGGGGCGCAGGGCUGCCCUGCCUGCCCCGCGGGGCCCGCAGGACUCUCAUUUCCCUGAAGAUCUCAGAAUGAACAAGGACUAGCGACAAACCUGUGGUACAGCAUACGUAGAGUAACGUAUACAGUUUUGAGAUGCUUCGUUGCCCUUUCCCCAGACUUCUUUUUUUUUUUUCCCUUUCUUUUUUUUUAAAAAAAACCACAAAACUAAUGGUAUCUCAACAGAAAGGACUAAACAGGCGAGGAGGCUUUGGUACAACAACGUUGCUUUAUUUGAAGUUGCACAGCAGUACAUGAGGGUCUUGAUUCAGAUUGUGUCUUCUUGCAUGAAAAGCAUGAGCCAUAUUUGACCAUAUCAGAUGCGGAACCAAUCUGAUGGGGUGAUAUUUUGCACUUUCUGUACUGUACGAUAUAAUACAACAGUUGUAGAUUCUUUUGCAUAAACUCAAUUUUGUUUUCCCUCUGAACAUUUAACCCAGAGAAAAAAUAUGCAGAAAGAGCUGGGGAUUGCAUGGUACUUUGUCGGGUAACCAGGUCUCUUCUGUAAGCGCUGAAUUCAAGACGCUCUGUGCUUCUCCUGCAGAUUUUCCUUCUUGUACAGAUUUCCGUGCCAUGACCCGUGGUUUAAUUUGGUCACUUCCACACGAUCACGUACAGCCCCAGCGUGAGACGGGCCGUCGCGAGUCUCUCAGCCGCAGAGAAGAGCGGCACUAAUGGCUCGUAGAUGUUCAUCCGUUCUUCCCGCUCUCGCUCAUUUCUCUGUUCUGCCUGUCCCUGGGCCAAGAAGCGAGCCCUCCUGCCUCAUCCCGCAGCCACCCGCCCCUGCCCAGGGCUUCUUUUUUGGUUCCCCCCGUCAUCCUCCUCUCCCCUCCAGCGCCGCUGCAGCCCCCAGCUCGCGCGCGGCCGGAGGAGCAGCCAGGCUUCCAGAAGGCGGCUGAGCCCCCCGGUGCCGCCGCAGCUCGCGCCCCGCAGCGCCUCGGCCGCCCCGCGCCCCCAGCCCGUACCUCGCAGCUGGGCGCUGGGCGCAGGCCCGGCGGGACCGGCCGCUCCUCCUUCCCGUGCCCGGCGCACAAGCAUGUGUCCCUUCCGCGCGCGCCGCCGCUGCCCGGCUCCUGCCUCUGCCAGUCCGUGUAUAUAUUGCUGUACUUGCUUAAAUGCUGGAAAGUAACUGUUAACAUGUAAACUGUACAAAAAAUAGGCUAAGAUUAGAUGAAAGCCAACGCCACUCACCAAAUCUUUGCACUUAGUAGGUAGCUCAAUGUAAAAAAUAAAACCCAAUAGUAGUAAUAAUAAAAAAGAUUAAAAAAAAAAACAAAGCCGCAAAGCUAACCUUUCGGUGUACAGUGGGGGAGAAGUACUGUAUGUAGUGAUUCUGUCAUUGUUCCUCCGUAUAAUGCUGUAAGGGGAAAUGGUGUUUAUGUACUUGUCUAUUAACAUUGUUGACAUUUGUAAUUACCACAAUUAGUUCAUAUUGAUGUUUAUUUUUCUCCAUAAUUUUUCCCCCGUUCCUAACUUAGGCUAACCCUGAGGUCAAUGCCUCUGUCAUUACGGGCAGCAGAUGUUCAAACAGUCUGUCAGUCUGGUCUAGUAAUGAACCAGCAAAUGUGCUUUUAGGGGGAGGGAAGAAACCCAUUUGGCACGAGAGCCGCAUAGUCGUUGCCAGUAAUUCUUGGUUUUUUUCCUUUUUUUUUUUUUUUCCAUUUAGUUCCUGGAGAACAUUCACUUUGCUGGUUUUCUGGGGUUUUUUUAUAUACUUUCAAAGAUGACUUGAUAGCAAAACCAUGUUUAUUGGGGUUUUUUUUUCCCCCCCCUCCCUUCUUACUUUUGAAGAUAUGGUACAAGUUCCAGUGUCUAUUAAAUUAUUGCGUUUCAUUUUCCUCUGUUUUGUUUUGUUGUGGGUUUUUAAUACAAUUGUUUUCUUAUCUUUAAGUGCCUUUUUGAGCACCAGAACAAACGCUUGGAGUUAACGUCCUAGGAGCUGGACGCAUAAUGAUUUCCUUUGUACAGUUGCGUUGUGCUGGGGGUGAUUGCUUUUAAAGUCCUUUUUAAUUUUUUUUUAAAGAAAAGAAAACCAAGACAUUUUGUUGAGAAUAAACUACCCCUUUUUAAUAUGGUA